AUGCCUUUUUAUGUAGCGGAUAUGUUUGAGGAUUGUAUUUUAGGGGUGGACUUUUUCAGUAAAGUGGGAAUAGAAAAGACUCGGAAGAUGUUGCUCAGUUUUCGUUUUUCUUCACGUGAGUCAAAGAAAGUUUGUUGUCAAGUGACUGAGGAAGUCGAAAUUGUUCCGUCGAGCUUGAAGGAGCUCUUUGACUCCGUCGGCCUUGAUGAGGCGCAGAAGGGUGUUUUUGCUGAUUUCUUAAACAAAUUUCAGGACAUCUUCACCGACCAGAUUGUGGCCGGUAAUUGUGAGGUCCUGCAACAUAAGAUUAGUCUACAGGAUCCUCGUCCAAUUAAGCAAGCCCCGAGGAGGGUGCCGUUGGGCAUGCGCUCGGAGAUAGAACAGAUUCUUCAUGAAAUGAGAGAACAGGGAGUCAUUGAGGAAUCUUCCGGCCCGUGGGUUUCUCCAGCAGUAAUGGUAAAGAAGAAAGAUGGGUCCUUGAGAUUCUGCGUAGACUACUGUAACUUAAACGCGGUCACGGUGAAAGAUUCUUAUCCUCUACUCAGGGUUGAUGAUCUCUUGGGCCAGCUGUCAGACAAUACGUGGUUUUCCACCUUAAACAUGAAGAGUGGUUAUUGGCAGGUAAAGAUUCGCAAAGAGGAUAGGGAAAAGACUGCCUUCUCGGUAGGGAACGGAUUGUGGCAAUUCACAGUAAUGCCUUUUGGAUUGUGCAAUGCUCCGGCCACCUUUGAACGGUUGAUGGAGAGGGUCUUACGGCAGUUGCUGUCCAAGAUUUGUUUAGUUUAUUUAGAUGACAUUAUUGUUUUUGGGAAAUCCUUUGAAGAGAUGGUAGCCAAUCUUAGGAAGGUGUUUCAGAGAUUCAGGGAGAGAAAUUUGAAGUUAAAACCAAAGAAGUGUACUCUUCUUGGGAAGCAAGUUAAAAGGGAACUUUUAGCAGUUGUUGACUCGGUGAAGUCUUUCCACGGCUAUCUCUACGGACGGAAGUUUUUGGUUCGAACUAAUCACGCUUUAUUGAGGUGGCUGAUGUCUUUUAGGGAUUUAGAAGGGCAGUUGGCCCGGUGGGCAGAGAAACUUCAACAAUAUAAUUUGGACAUUCAGCAUCGCAGUGGAAAGUUGCACAAAAAUGCGGACGGUUUGUCCAGACGGCCUUGUGUGGAGUUUGGGAGCAAGUACUGCGUGAGAGUGGAAGAAAAGGAGGGGAAAGAAGCAGGUAAUUGUCUUUUGUGGGAGAAAGUUUCGGCGAAGAGGCCUUCUUCAAGGGUUUACUGGUCUUAUUGGGAUGCCUUGGUUGUACGGGAUGGCAUUCUUCAUAAAAGGUGGGAAGCGCUGAAUUUGAAAACUAGCUUCCUUCAGGUUAUUGUUCCUCGGGAGCUGUCGAAACAAAUUUUAGAGGAGGCGCAUGAUGCUCCAACGAGAGGGCAUUUUGCCAAAAAGGGUCCUUCAGAUAAAGGAAAGUCGCCGUUGCAGGUGUAUAACUCUGAGGCCCCCUUUGAGAGAUUGCAAAUGGAUAUUCUUGGGCCUUUUCCGAUGUCGUCUGCGGAAAACAAGUAUCUUUUGGUGAUAGUGGAUUGUUUUACUAAGUGGGUGGAGGCAUUUCUUUUGAAGAACUUCCAAGCCACAACCAUGGCGGAGUUAGCAUGGAUUUUGGGGAGUAAGAAAACGAGGACAACUGCUCUCCAUCCGCAGUCUGAUGGACAGAUGGAGAAGCAGUAUCAGACGAUUGCUCAAUAUUUGUCUAAAUUCGUGGAGGAAAGUCAGAGGGAUUGGGAUCGUUGGAUUCCCAUGUUCCUUUUGGCUUAUAGGUCUUCCAGGCAUGAGGCGACGGGAGUGACUCUUGCGGAGUUAUGUUUCGGGCGGGAGCUCCGUCUUCCUCUGGAUUUGCUUCGAGGAACGCCCCCGAAUUAUUAUUCGGAAGCAUCGGAAAGUUACGCCCAGGUACUGCGUGAAAAGCUUGAUGAGGUUUACCGGGAUGUUAGAAAACGUUUGGAAUUAAGGUCUGAUAGGGUAAAAAUGCGGAAUGAUCGAAAGGAUAGACAUAUUCUUUUUGAGGUGGGUCAGAAAGUAUGGUUUUUUAAUCCAUGUCGAGAUAAGGAGAAGGGUCCGAAAUUGCAAAAGAGUUGGGAAGGUCCUUUUGAAGUGAGGAAACUGAGUGAUGUUGUAUACUGCAUCCGUCGCUCGCCCAGACACAGAAACAAAGUAGUGCACGCGGACAGGUUAGCUUCUUUUUGUGAAAGGUUAGAGCAUACGUCGGAGCCAUAUCUGGAAAGUUAA
Messenger RNA from Pseudomyrmex gracilis, 2271 nucleotides. RefSeq lists its product as uncharacterized. The transcript is spliced from 5 exons. Gene Ontology annotation, molecular function: nucleic acid binding. The coding region runs from base 1 to 2271 and encodes 756 amino acids. NCBI's taxonomy places the organism in Eukaryota, Metazoa, Arthropoda, Insecta, Hymenoptera, Formicidae. The record is from RefSeq and is a predicted model, not a curated record.